This is a messenger RNA of Plasmodium cynomolgi strain B, 1794 nucleotides long. RefSeq lists its product as hypothetical. The transcript is spliced from 4 exons. Lineage: Eukaryota; Apicomplexa; Aconoidasida; Haemosporida; Plasmodiidae. Bases 1 to 1794 code for a protein of 597 amino acids. The record is from RefSeq and is a predicted model, not a curated record.
AUGAUAAAAAGCCGAAACAAGGAACUGCAACACUCGCACUUUUUGGUGGCUGAAAAUAUGCACCUUAGAAAUAGCCUUGAGCUGGCGCAUAGCGAAAAGCUGGAGCUCCAGUCCGAACUCGGGAAGAAAAAAAACAUCAUACAGGUGAUCAAGGAUAAGUAUAAAAACAACAUAGGCAGGCUUCUUGACAAGUUUAACGAAAAGGACAGACACUUAUACGAGUUUCAAACUUCGGUCGUGAAAGCUAAGCUGAACGGUGGAGAUAGCAGACUUCUCGAAUGCAAAGAAAUAAACGACCACAAUUAUGAAAGUGUAAUAAAAAAGAGAAAAACAUUUCUGCUCUACGGAUAUGCUCAUUACUCAAAUAGAUGUUUCACCCAUUUGGACAAGCUGACAUCCGUAAGUAAUGGCUUCGUGGAAAUGAGGGAAAUUGAAAAAAAGUUGCCCCUAUACAAGCUAAACGUAAGUAUGAAUAAUUUCCUUGUUCGUAAGUUCCACAUUAAAUCGGUACCGACAAUUCAGUUGAGACAUAAAAAUAAGCUAGUAGAUGAAUUAAUCGGAAAUGAAUUAAAUGAGCAAAGAAAUGUGGACAAGCUGCUAAGAAGAUGUGGUACUUACUUUAAUUCCAUUCGAGAGGUAGACAAUAUGAUCGAUUUUUUGGCCAGGGAAGAGGAGCUUCCCAGUACCGGUUAUGAUGACUUAUUGGGGAAAGAAGAAUUUCUUCAUGGGUUGUACUCACCCAUAGCAACAACUCAUGGAGAGGAACCCCCCAUGGAUGAUAAUACCACCCCUCCCCCAAAGGAUAAAAACACCUUUGCAAUAGAAAUCAAAGAAAAACUCUUUCCAAAAGAUACGCUAAACGAUUUACUGAUAAAAUAUCAGUGCACCACGUACGUCCUUUUUAAAAAGCUAGAGCUUUUACUCAGUGGAGAAAAAAAAAAUACUCAUCUUAUCAAACUUAUUUUGAAUGAAAUAAUUCUCAACCAUAGAUCCUACUUGGACAUAAAUGAGCGCUACAGCAAGUUAAUGGCCCAAGCGUUUCUACUUCUUUUCGAUGAGGACAAAUUGUCAAUCGAGGAUUUGUUGGAUCUAAAAAAAGAUUUGGAAGCAGCAGAGAGAGACUCUUCUGUACAUGUUCAUAUUAUCCAAUCGAUUCAUUUCAACGAACCGAUCAUCACUUUCGACGAUUUUAAAAAUAUUCAUUUGAGGCAUCUGAACGGGGUAGACGAAUUUUUAUCCAACGAGUGGGAAGAGGAAGCUCCGUCAAAGGGGAUGAUAACCUUUGAGGAAAUCCCCCCCUCAGGCGAAAACCCAGAAGAACUACAAAAUGGAAAAUUAAAAGAAGCCUCAAAAAUCGAUAAGAAGACGAGGUACCUUAGCCGCGUGUGUAGAAUCCUGGCCAUAAAAUAUUUGCAAAAGGAACAACACGAUAAUGCUUUCCACCACGCGCUAGAAUCUUACAGAUUAACAUUUCCCCUAAAUGAUGUGGACACAUCUAAAUCGAAGGUCCUAAUUGAAAAUUUAAUUUUAUAUCUAGGGGCAUACAAUCCAAGUGUCAUUAAAUUUUUGAGCAAUCUGCAAUUGCUUUUUACGGACAAAAUUUUUAAGGUGGUUCGGUUUCCACACACAAGGGCAAUUAAAGGUGGACGGCCAAUGAUGAAAAGGGGUAAAUCUGGGAAGUGGCUGUGGCUAAGUCAGGAUUGGAAACCUCGGUGGUUGAAGAAAAAGGCAAAGUUGAUUUUGGAGGAGGAAUGGAGAUGCGUCCCUGAUAAAAACGUACCCUUCUGGAAUUAG